UCAGUCUACAGGAGCAGGCAGGAUGGCUCUCACAAUCUCCAAGAGUGAGGGCAGCACUGUAAUCACUUUGACCUCUGACCCCCAAAGUGUUUGUCCUCCUCUGUACCAAAUCCUCAAAAACCUGUGCUGCAGCCCAAUUUGCUGCUCUGUGUCCCAGCACCUGAGGAGGCUCCAGAACACCUCUCAGACAGUACUGGGGACUCUGCAGAUUAUGAUUGGGCUGCUCAACAUCGGCAUUGGUGCGAUCUUUGCUUUUACUCCCAUUGGGGAUAUCAGCGGGUUUUCCUUUUGGUUGGGUUCAUUGUUCAUGUUGUUUGGCAUCGUCUCCAUUUUGUCUGAGAAGUACCCCAGUCCAUGUCUGGUCAUCGUCAAUGUGAUUCUGAAUCUUGCAGGUGGUUUUGCCAUUGCAGCCAUCAUACUCUACAGCCUCAGAAUGACAUUCAUGGGGCUGUAUUGGUUGUGUGAGGAUGAUAACAAUCGAUAUUACUAUGAUCAAUCACCCACUGCCUCUUCUGGGGAAAAGAGAAUGGAGCAGAAAUGCUUGGAAACCAAGGACUUGAUGUUGAUGCUGCUGAGGAGCAUGCACGUUCUGAUGAUUGUCCUCUCAGCCCUGGAGCUCUGCCUCACCAUCAGCUCCGCCGUCCUGGGGAUCAAGGCUCUGAAGAGAAGGGGGAAGGACGAAAAGAUGAAUGAGGAACCUGAAUACUACAAGCCCCUGCUGGACGAAGUCCCUGGUAACCCCAAGGUCUAGCUAAAAAACAAUCCUGCUCUCUGCUGUCAGUCCCAGGUUUUAUAAUCAAACAGUGGACUGAAUGUGCUCUAAUGAUUUACUCAAACUCAGCUGUCCCUUUCGCUGCUUAAUCUUCUGGGUCGUUUCCUACACGUUUUGUUUAAAAAACGUUUGCACUUUUUUUUUGUAUUUCAGAUAAUACGCUUUAUAUUGGUGUCUCUUUCUUUCGUGCAAAUGUUUUAAAGCUGUUGAUUACAAUUUCUAUUGAAUAAGGUACCUUACGUUUAGCUUGUUUGGAUGUAAAAGGGAGGUUUGUGCGUGUGUGAAAUACUGAAAGGGUUUUCUAUUGCACUAUUUAGUCAUUUAAAAAAAGUAAUGUAAUCGAAACUGUUGACUGUCACAAUAAAAACACUUGUUCUGUU
Notothenia coriiceps (black rockcod) is the source of this 1152-nucleotide messenger RNA. Its product is annotated as transmembrane protein 176B-like. Gene Ontology annotation, cellular component: membrane. NCBI's taxonomy places the organism in Eukaryota, Metazoa, Chordata, Actinopteri, Perciformes, Nototheniidae. The record is from RefSeq and is a predicted model, not a curated record.